AUGCAGCUCCAGGCCCCCCUUCUCGGCGUUCUAGCCUCGGUGCUCAAUACUCUACAGGCUUGGACAGAUGGCAUUCCUGGUAAGUGGGAGAGCCUUUGGAGCACUCAUCAUACCUUUGACUACGUUGUUGUUGGGGGCGGCACUGCUGGCGUGACUGUCGCCGCGCGUCUGGCGGAACAGAACUUCAAGGUGGCUCUGGUCGAGGCUGGAUAUUCGUACGAAAUUGGGUCACCAACGGCGGUCAUUCCAGGGGCUGCCAGUCUGGGUGUGGGCUCCAGUCCUGGAUCCACAACUGCAGUCGAUUGGCAUUUUGUUGCAAGAGCUGUCCCCGGUGCGAAUCACCGGGAUAUUCAUUAUCCCAGAGGGAAAUGCCUGGGCGGAUCAUCAGCACUGAACUUCAUGGCCUAUCAGAGACCCACUAGAGAUUCAAUGCAACGAUGGGCUGAUUUGGUUCAGGAUCAAAGUUACACCUUCGACAAUGUUUUGCCAUACUUCAAGAAGACUGCCCAUUUCACCCCACCGAAUGAGGGUUUGCGUGCCCCGAAUGCCACAGCGCAGUACAAUCGCAAUGCAUUCGAUAGGAAAGGGAACCAUCCACUCCACGUGUCCUAUCCGGCCUAUGCAAUGCCCUUCUCCAGUUGGAUGAAACUUGGAUUGAAGGAUGUGGGUAUGAAUGAGACCAAUGACUUCAACAGUGGUCACCUGUCUGGCUCUCAGUAUUGCAGUUUCACUAUUCGACCGUCCGACCAGACUCGGAGCAGCUCUGAGACCGCAUUUCUCAGUUCACUAAAUCCCCUGUCGAAAACUUUGAAGAUCUACAAAGGUACCAUGGCAAAUAGGAUACUGUUUGAUUCUCGGAAACGAGCAACCGGUGUUCAGGUCAGCGAUUUGCUCCAGACGUUUACUUUGAAUGCGAGGCGUGAAAUUAUCAUCUCUGCAGGUGUCUUUCACUCGCCCCAACUUUUGAUGGUGUCUGGAAUCGGCCCUGCAGAUACUCUGGAAGAACUUGAUAUAGAUAUCAUUCGGAACGCCCCAGGUGUAGGUCAGAACAUGUGGGAUCAUGUCUUCUUCGGACCAACAUAUCAGGUAGCGGUCGAAACCUAUACAAAAGUUGCGACAGAUCUGAUUUACUUCAUCAACCAUCUGCUUCAAUGGGUAUCUGCCCACAGUGGAGUGCUCACAAACCCAAUCAUCGACUAUAUCGCUUUUGAGAAACUUUCCAAUCAAAUUCGAGCCAACUUCUCAGAGUCUACAGUUAGCGAUCUAUCCUGGUUCCCAGACGACUGGCCGGAAAUCGAGUACCUUUCAGCCGCUGCAUACGUGGGAGACUUCUCGAAACCUCUCCUGUCGCAGCCUUCAGAUGGCAAGCAGUAUGCGACGAUCCUUGGCACGCUUGUUGCGCCAACGUCUCGCGGAAAUGUGACAAUCAUUUCCGCGGACACCUCAGAUCUACCUGUGAUCAAUCCAAACUGGCUAUCUACAGAAACAGAUCAACAAGUUGCAAUUGCGGCGUAUAGACGCAUUCGCGCCAUGUUCCAAAGCGCGGCCAUGGCGCCAAUCGUGGUUGGCACGGAAUACUUCCCGGGCAGCCAGUAUGAAACCGAUGUGGAGAUCCUCGAAGUAAUUCAGAAUACUGUCAUGACUAUAUAUCACGCCGCGUGCACAUGCAAGAUGGGGACGCGGGAUGAUCCCAUGGCCGUUCUUGAUAGCCGAGCGAGGGUCUUUGGCGUGAAGGGAUUAAGAGUGGUCGAUGCCAGUGCAUUUCCGAUUCUGGUGCCUGGGCAUCCCCAGUCUACUGUCUAUAUGCUUGCAGAGAAGAUCGCCGCCGACAUUGCAUCUUCUUCUCUUAGUGACACAGGUGAAUGA
Messenger RNA from Aspergillus clavatus NRRL 1, 1866 nucleotides. Its product is annotated as GMC family oxidoreductase. Gene Ontology annotation, molecular function: flavin adenine dinucleotide binding; oxidoreductase activity, acting on CH-OH group of donors. The record is from RefSeq and is a predicted model, not a curated record. Gene Ontology annotation, biological process: secondary metabolite biosynthetic process. The transcript is spliced from 5 exons. Lineage: Eukaryota; Fungi; Ascomycota; Eurotiomycetes; Eurotiales; Aspergillaceae. The coding region runs from base 1 to 1866 and encodes 621 amino acids.